Paraglomus occultum is the source of this 2280-nucleotide messenger RNA. The record is from the annotation of a GenBank genome assembly. Lineage: Eukaryota; Fungi; Glomeromycota; Glomeromycetes; Paraglomerales; Paraglomeraceae.
AUGUUCUCAACACGUUCUGAAACAAGAGCAGUUAAGCAAUUUGUAAUAGAGCCAUGGGUCACACCCCAUAUCAAAACAGCAAUUAUUUUGGAUGAUAAAAAUGACCGAGUACUUUUUAUUGGCAAACAUACAAUACAGUUAUGGUCUAAUUUCACAGAAGAGAGAACACUGCAGUACAUUUGGUGCAGACCAAUUAUUAAAAAAAAUCGAGAAAAAAAUUUUAUUAAAGGAUAUUUUAUUAAGUGGGCAGAGUUGACGAGAGGGCCAGACGGAGAGUUUAUUAUCGCUUUCGAGUAUGAGGUGGACGGCAUUAGCAAUAGUAUUAAAACCGGAUUCCACUUGCCACGUAAGGAUGCUCCUGCCAGUUUCCACACAGUAAGAGAUGCAUCGUUUGCUCUUGGAUUUUUGAAUUCAUUUGAACAAGAAUCGUGGCCAACUGAAAGAUAUCGACGCUAUGAAACACUUAUGGACGAGUGUCAAGGGAUUAUUCGCCGCGCCCUUUCGUCUUCCGAGGGCGAUGUAUUUGAACACGUUGAAGACUUUGGCAGUAUUGAAUCGACUGACGAAUCAGAGCACAGGCUCAGGCCGCUUAUACCUUUAUGGCUUGAAAUAAUUGGAGGCAUUUCAAAUGAUGAUUCAAAAGCGAUAUGGAGCAAAGGAUCAAUCUUGAAAGUUUUAAUGCAAUUUGAUUGUGAACGGGCCAAUACUUUGAUUGAGGAAUUGUUGAAGAAAGAAAAAAUUUCUCUGAGGUUUUAUGAUUUGGAAAAACACGAGUGUCCUCAAUCAGACCUUUCUUACGCUAUAUCAUUGGGUAGAACAGAAAUUGUCCGUUCAUUACUACGCUAUUAUUGCAAGAGUGCGGAGAAAUCAGAGAGUAUGAAGUCGGUGAAUAGGAACUCGAAGUUUAAGCCUAACCCCGAGAAUAGCCUGCGACUUGUUGUUCCUGCGUUCAGCAGACUGUGUUCAAAACACCCUGGCACUGCUGUGGAAUUGGUUAAAUCUAUUAGUUACUUCCAAUUAAACAGGCCCGCUGUAUGGAGCAAUAAACGGGAGAACUUUGCCUACUCAGAUAUGGAAAAAAGCAGCGAUGAUGUGUAUAAAGCAGAUGCGAAUAAUGAUACUGUCUUUAAGUGGAGUAGGUUUUUUAGCAAUGAACAUCGGAAUGAGAGCUAUCCGUAUCUUGUAUGUACCGUUCCUCUGCCGAACUUUACCCAGUACCCGGAGCCACCAGAGUCACGUCUCGGAUUUCUGAAUGUACUUAAAUGGGGCAAAUACCUUUCUCCAUUUGCUAGUGCGGUGCUCCAAGGUCGAUAUGAUAUGUUUGGCGAACCAGCCAUGGAGGCUAUUAUUAAUUUCAAAUGGAGGAAAUUUGCUAGAAUACGAUAUAUCUUUUUUAUUGGUGUAUAUUUCUUGUACCUUGCUUCAUUCAUGGCGGCUGUUACUCUCGAUUCUGAAAGAGCACAGCAGGGAAACGAGACCGAGCAUUUAAUCAGAUUUUUCUCGUCUGUGGUGCUGAUAUUGGGAUUCAUUUUUAUUGGACUUGAGGUGAUGCAAAUGAUCGCGUAUCGCUCUUACUAUGUAACUAUAUAUAAUUUGAUUGAUCUGGCAAGUACGUUAAUGCCGAUAACUUACGCAAUCGGGGCACUUUCCGGAAGCGAUGUCAGACGUCAAUACGUUGGCGGUUCCAUGUUCUUUGUCUAUGUCAAUUUUAUUCUGCGGCUCCGAGUGUUCAAGGGUUUUGGGAUACCAAUAUUUAUAAUAAUAGAAAUAUUCAACAGAGUUCAAGGGAUUAUGUUCAUAAUUGCAAUGAUGGUGGUUGCAUACACGCACAUUUACUGGCUUUUGUUGUCCUAUGCGGAAAUUACAGAUUUGGUAGGCAAUAGCACAGUUAUAGGCCAAUUCGCGACUCCGGAAGAAUCGCUAGUUUCGGUUUUCUUUUUUGUGACAAACAAUUUCGGCAAUAUCAGUGAUGCGUACGGCAAUCCGACAAUUGCGCUUCUGACAAUCGCAUUCACGUUCAUAACCGCGAUAGUGUUGUUGAACAUUUUGAUUGCCUUAAUGAGCGAUGUCGUUGGUGAUGCCAAAACUGUUGGUCGGCAUGCUUGGCUUAAACAAAAAGCAGAGCUCAUAUGCGAAUUAGAGAUGUGUACGCUUACGCGGAAGCAAAGGCAACGGCUCGAUUUCUUUCCAUACUUGAUAUACUACUAUGCGAAAAGCGAUUCCAUAAAUGAAUACAAGAAAAGACUUGAAAAACAUAGAAAAAAGGAAAACAUUUAUUGA